AUGAUUCGAAGGCGGUUGCACACUCAGAAUCUCCUCCUUGCCGGUCUGUUGUCGUCGAUGGCGCUGUUUAUCUACGUCAUGAUGACCUCAUCAGGUGGUAUCUACGACUACGACGCCGAUUUCAACAUGCACAUUGGAGUACAUGUUGACACCCUACCGGACAAGAAGAGUACUUGGAGAGACUGGUGGAAAUCUAACACCGUAUUGGACGAGAAAGUCUCCGAUAAGUACAAAGAAAUGAAUCAAUCGAUGUACAGAUACGCCAUUCCACGUGACUACUCAUGUUUUUUGAAAGAUAAACUUCAGCACCCGGAACUGCCGGAUGUCCACUCUGUAUUCGCUGACCCGAUCGCUGGUUCGGUGGUUUUCGUCGGAUUGAAGUUCCGAAAACAUCAGUGGCACAAGGAAUUAUUUCUGUGCGAGUUUCCAGACGGGAACCAGACUAUAAGCGAACCAAUCAUUGACGAUAAACGAAGCUUUGGUUACAUGCCUCAAUAUGUAGUUGUGAUCACGUGUCCUCUUCCGGAACGCUACCGCUGGAGGGCGUACUUUCAGAUGAACCUUCGCAGAGCCGGGAGCGAAAACUCCUACACAAAUUUGACCGUGUGCACAUCAGGUGUCACGCCGGAGAAACAGUACCGACUUGCGGUGUGCACGAUGGUCAAAUCAUCGGACAGCUUCAUCCCGGAAUGGUUGGAUUUCCACCGCUAUGUGGGAGUAGAGCACGUCUAUAUCUAUGACAACGAGAGAGAAGAGGUAACAAAACUACCACAAACAGUCCAUGAACAUGUAAAGCAGGGCUUCGUGACUGUCAUACCCUGGUCACACAGUGUCUCCCAAUAUAAAACAUACCUUGAGGUUCAGAUCGCGCAUGAGAACGACUGCAUCUGGCGUCACAAGUACGACGUUGAUUGGAUGAUGAAGAUUGACGUCGACGAGUAUAUCCAGCCAAUGGACGCCAAGCGCCCUCUCAUAACAGACUACCUCCAAGAAGACGAGACUUUGCAAAAUCUCGCAGGACUGCGGAUCCAAAACUGGUUCUUCGGGCACCCAGAGUACAUCACGCCAAUCGGGGAUUCAGCCAUUACGCGUAAUCUUUGGCGCUCAAAAGAACCAACACUUCAGAACACAGGACAUGAUAAAAACAUCCUACGGCCGAUUAAUGUCCACUAUUUUAAAAUCCAUAAUGUAAAGCUUGGGGGCAAUGUCAUUUCUGCCGACCCUUACACUGAGCUUCGAAUGGUUCACUACCGCGUGGAUAACCCAAGGGCAAUACGAUUCGCUUUGCCAGACUUUAACGUCAGAGACAAGUCAAUGCUUAGGCUCAGAGACCUUGUAAGAGCUAGUAAACUAAACAGAUAUUCGUAA
Asterias rubens (European starfish) is the source of this 1368-nucleotide messenger RNA. RefSeq lists its product as uncharacterized. The coding region runs from base 1 to 1368 and encodes 455 amino acids. NCBI's taxonomy places the organism in Eukaryota, Metazoa, Echinodermata, Asteroidea, Forcipulatida, Asteriidae. The transcript has a single exon. The record is from RefSeq and is a predicted model, not a curated record.